UUAAAUAAUUUAAACGCUUUUUGGCUGGAGCUGUGUUGAAUAUAUCACAAAUAAAUUCACCUGCUUCAUCACCCUCUACCCCAGCACAUGCUUUAUGGCCCCAUUUUCCACAUGCAUAACAUUUUAUCCAUCCUUUACCCUUGGUAUCGCUUGAAAACUUUUCUGUUCAGUACAGCCACUCAGUAUCAUCUCCUUCAGACUCAGGUGAGUUAUAUGAAGUUCUCUUUCUUUUAUUUCACUUCCCUUUACCUACUCCAUUGACUUUUUUGUUUUCAUUCCCAGGGAUCAUCUCGUACAUAUAGGAAGGGAUCAUCUUGACCCAAGUCCCACUUUUUGUUAAAUAUUUGCUAAAAUAAUCUACAAGUACGCGGCUACGUUUUUAUGGCCAAAAUAUUAAAAUUAAACAUAAUAGAAAGCCUAACGACAACAGUAAUUACAUUUAACAUUGUUUGAAUAAAAGUAACAUAAGCUCAAAGUCAUGCCUAUUUUAGAUCAGAAGUACACAAUUUUUCUUUUUUCUCGUCAAAUUCGAUGUAUCGCUCACGCCACCAUUACGAUUUGACUGAGGCGGGGAUGUGUCCAGAGCUUUGUUUUACCAGUGAAAGAAACUAAAUGACGUUAGUGGUUUCAGCACAAUCGCGAAAGAUCAUCUUACCCCAGGGGAUCAACUCGUACUACUUUCCCCUACUUAUCACCUUCCCUUGAUUUAAAUAAUGUAUAAGCGCAUCCACACUUUCACCAUCUGGUUAUGCGAAACUUUAAACAUAAUUUUUAGAUGUAGGCAGUAUUUUAAUAACAAUAAACCACAUACAGCUAUUACAUUUUUAAUUGCACCAUUACAUUUAUUAUUAGUUAUUAUAAUAAGAAACUAAAUAAGAAGUAAGUUUUGCCUUAAAUGAGUGCAGUACUGUAGAACUUCGGAAUAUCUACGUAGGUCUACAUUAUGCUUAAUCUAAAGAAGACAUCAUGACAUCAGCUCUCACUACAGAUUACUUUGAUUAAACAAAUAUUGGGCUGGGAAACUCCUACUGUCCUUCACUUAUUUCAAAAUAGGUACUUUCUGCUCUUCUGGUUAUUGCUGUUUAAAAAAUAACAUGCAAUUAAGUCGACCAGAGUGGUCGCUUUGCCAGAAAUUAAACUACAAACUAUCUAGCAGCUAUUUUAGGGUAGGUCAGCUAUAAGCAUGAUGGGUGCGACGUGCUGACAGGGGACCACCAACAGCUGCAGCGAGAUGGAAGAUUAAGACUCCAUGAGCAAUAAAUACCUGAUUGAUGGGCACCAAACAUUUACGGGAAUAUCCCGCAUUAAGUACCUACCCAACAUACCUAAAAUGAAGAACUAUUAAGGUAUACCUCUUACUUCUUCUUGAGUUUACCACUAAAAUUUUAAUCAUAUCGCCUUUAUAACUUCACUUUAUGAUAGACCUUGUGGGCUUUAAUUCACCUACCCGGACGCUAAUAGUAACAGGCUUUGCUUACCAUUAAUUACUGAGUUGAAUUGCAACAACACCUCUGCAGUUUCAUCUUGACACUCUACACAUCCUAAAACUAGUGACAAGAAACCUUUUGUUAGUACCUACACGACUCCAUGCGUUUCCUACGUAACUAUGUAGAAAGAAGAUAUUGUGUGUGUAAACGGAGUUCACUAUCAUAAAUUGAGCUUGUGUUUAGCUUAACAGGAGGUCUUAAUAUUACUUAAAACGCAACUUCAAAAACAUUUAGGUUACCCUAGGCAUCGUUGGAACCUAAAAUCUAGAACGUAUGCUUAUCUUUGCAGACUUACUAAUGCUGUAAAUGCUAUUCCAGCUUUUAAAAGAACAGUAGGUAUUAAUCCGCUUUUCACACAUUUCUACACUCCUGUUUCUCAUUCACAGCCAAAAAUUGAACGAGUCAGUGAAGUGGGAAAAGCUUGAGAUGGACCGUCGCCUGCCAACAACAUCAUGCAGAUACGAACAGCUUUUAAAACACUCUGCUUCUGACUUUCCUGUAAAAACUGUCACUCAGCCAUUAGUUCUGCCAGAGCCAGAACAUUAAGCAAAUGAUCACUGAUUUCACUUGAAACUGGUUUUCUACAGUAAGAAUAAGGAUAAGCGAACUGUUGAAAGAUGGAAUCGUGAGCGCUAGACCUACAAGUCAUCUGAUUGCUAAACCGUUGUAUCUUAAAUUCUCCUCGCAGAAGAGUUUUGAUUGCUGUUUCCAUAUUGUUCGACCGUUCAAUUCUCCUAUUUUUUCCGUUCAUUCUACAUGAGCUUUGACAAGUUUGGUAUAUAGAGUUUGAAUUUGAAUCUAGGGCCACAGAAUUGAGGCAAAACGAAGAGUAAUAUUUAUUUAUCUGCUAACUAAAGUUUAGGAUGCAAAAAGAGUCAUAGGUAAGCGAAGCUUUUUACAACACAAAAAACAAACGAUAUCUCAUCAAAAAAUGUGAUCGUUUCAAGUGUCCUGCCCUAACCUAACAGUGUCACCAUUUUCAUGCAUGGAAGAAUGCUUUGAGUUCAAUUUACUUAUAUCUACAUCCAAUUGUUUCCUAAUUUAUGGAGUGGUUUGAUGUUUCCGCCUUACAGAGCAUCGUUGAAACGAGGACUCGCUUUCUCUUACUCAUUUAAGAAUCCGCCGCUCUCGAAGAUGGGGCAUGUGAACAGCCAGUCGCAACAGCUACAAGCCGAAGCUGGACCUUCUGCAUCCAAGGGUGACAAGACAGCCGCGGUAGCUGGGCCGGCAGUAGUGCCAGCAGGAGCAGGAGGCCAGGCGGGAGGACAGGCGGCCGGGGCUGCGGGAGGGGCGGCAGGGGCGGCCGCAGGGCCGACGGGACUGGCAGCAGGACCCUCGACCGCACCCGUCGCCGGGCCAAGCACGAGCUCUGACAAAGGCGAGAAGGAAAAGAAGUCGAAGUUCAUCAGCAGCAGGAAUAAAGGCGGGCGCUCCCUGAGCCCGGGCCGCAAGGACAAGGAGGACAAAAAGGACUGACACCGGCGCGACCGCUCGGCCGACUGAGCGCCGGGGAGGAAGCGAAAACUACACCUUCGAUGGCUUUAUGAAUGGUGCUGGUAGUUUUCAGACGAGGGUCAGAUAACUCUAAUUUUGAUGUGCUAUAUUGACUUGAUAGAAUAACACCAUAUGUUAUUUGGUGUCUAUUAUAAUUAACUAUUAGGAGAUUUAAUCGUGUGAAUAUAUCAAAAUUGUGAUCCCGUAAUGUCACUUGAAACUGUAGCGUUAGCGAUUUUGUGUCUCAGCAUUAAACUUAAGUAGGCUACAUCCUAAUGCAGGUUUACAUGCUAACUCUAUACUUACUACCUAAUGACCCCCCAAGACAAGAAUUACAUAAUAUGGCGUGUCCACACAUUCCGCCGGCUUAUGCCGCUGGGUUUGUCGCCGGCUUUCAAAAUGCUUUGCCAGUAAAAGAUGCACGGCCGCCGGAUUGACCGCCGGCCCGGCAUCUAUGGAUGGAUACGCCAAUAAAGGUAGUGUACCUUCACGCAUGGGGAUUCCCCCGUUACCUACUAGAACAACCGUAGUACAGAGUUCUUGUAUCCCCCUAGCUUCCGGUAAACAUUAGAGACGUCAUCUAUAAUAAAUACAUAUCUAAUAGGACAUAUUAUAUUAUUUAUCAAGUACUAUGUACAACGAUAUACUAUUACUAUACAUACUGAUAUUUUGUAGUAACUAAUACCUACCUAGUACCUGUUUCUUUUUAAUUAUGAGGACCAUUCACGCAUUUCGUACACUAAUUUACUAUUAUAUUCCAAAAUUAUAUAUAUUUCUUUACCCAAUGACCACUUAAUUAUAAAUAUUACAUAUUAAUUCUAUAUUUGACAUAACUUGCUACAAUUUAGCUAAAUCUAUUUGUACUGAAUUUUAACUAAAUGCCUUUAACAUGACAAGAUACAAUAAUUAUUAUUGUAUCCUAUCAUUAAAUUAUUCUAUGAUGAUUUUUACCAAAGUUUCUAUUAACUUAUACCUUUGUAGAAUAAGAGCAUGGAAAGUAGAAAUAUUUCUUGUAACAAAUAAGUAUUUAAAAGUUAAGAAAUAUAAUAAUUUAAUAAUCAAAUUAUACCCUAAAUUAGAUGAUUAAGUAUACAUUAUCUAGUUGUUAAAAGUGAAAUAUUAUGUUAAAGUUGUGGUAGUUAGCAGUAAUAUAGAAGUUGUUUAUUUUUCGUAUUUAUCUAUGAAAAACAUUAAUACAUUUUGCUGUUUGAAACAGCUACUUAUGCGUGUAGAUAAUGUUAAUAUGUACUUAAUUACUAUUAUUCCUACGUUUUAUUGCGUUUAGCAAAUGAAAGUUUCGUCUGAUCCGACCAUAAUAAAGGAUUUUGAUUAUUAGUUAAGAGCGUUUACGCGAAGCGCGGCAUUUCAAGGGGCAUCAUUGGAAAUGAUUCGCGCGCGGCGUUUUUUAAUAGUUUUCAAAUGUUUAUAGCAAAACAAUAACAAUGAAUUAAAUAUCGUUUCAAAGUAAAUAUUUUAAAGAA
Messenger RNA from Ostrinia nubilalis (European corn borer), 4462 nucleotides. Its product is annotated as merozoite surface protein 2-like. Bases 2544 to 2963 code for a protein of 139 amino acids. NCBI's taxonomy places the organism in Eukaryota, Metazoa, Arthropoda, Insecta, Lepidoptera, Crambidae. The transcript is spliced from 3 exons. The record is from RefSeq and is a predicted model, not a curated record.